Acinonyx jubatus (cheetah) is the source of this 14987-nucleotide messenger RNA. RefSeq names its product prostaglandin E receptor 3 (gene PTGER3). Gene Ontology annotation, cellular component: plasma membrane. Gene Ontology annotation, biological process: adenylate cyclase-activating G protein-coupled receptor signaling pathway; phospholipase C-activating G protein-coupled receptor signaling pathway; negative regulation of gastric acid secretion. The record is from RefSeq and is a predicted model, not a curated record. Bases 275 to 1468 code for a protein of 397 amino acids. The transcript has 5 exons. Gene Ontology annotation, molecular function: prostaglandin E receptor activity. Lineage: Eukaryota; Metazoa; Chordata; Mammalia; Carnivora; Felidae.
GGCGCCCCGCCCUCCGCGGCCUUAUAGAAGGGGCCGGCACCUCGCGCGCCUCGGAGCUGCAGGCUUCCCAGAGCCGACGGCGCGGCUGCCUGAAAGCCCAGGCGCCGUGGCCAGAGGAGAGAAGUGAGGCGGCGGCUACGCCCCGCAUCAUGGAGGGCAGCCCGGCCCCAGCCUCAGUCCGGGUGGACACCGACCUUCGCCGCCGCCCGCGCCCCUUCCGCCAGCUCCCGCUGCUGCUCUCCGGGCGCCGUCCUCUCCUCACCUCGAAGCCAACAUGAAGGAGACCCGGGGCGACGGGAGCGCCCCUUUCUGCACCCGCCUCAACCACUCGUACCCGGGCAUGUGGGCGCCCGAGCGCUCCGCCGCGGCGCGGGGCAACCUCACGCGUCCCCGCGAGCCCGGCGAGGACUGCGGCUCGGUGUCCGUAGCCUUCCCGAUCACCAUGCUCAUCACGGGCUUCGUGGGCAACGCGCUGGCCAUGCUGCUCGUGUCGCGGAGCUACCGGCGCCGGGAGAGCAAGCGCAAGAAGUCGUUCCUGCUGUGCAUCGGCUGGCUGGCGCUCACAGACCUGGUCGGGCAACUGCUCACCAGCCCGGUGGUCAUCUUCGUGUACCUGUCCAAGCAGCGCUGGGAGCAGCUCGACCCGUCGGGGAGGCUGUGCACCUUCUUCGGUCUGACCAUGACUGUCUUUGGGCUCUCCUCGCUCUUCAUCGCCAGCGCCAUGGCCGUCGAGCGGGCGCUGGCCAUCCGGGCGCCGCACUGGUACGCGAGCCACAUGAAGACGCGCGCCACCCGCGCCGUGCUGCUCGGCGUGUGGCUCGCGGUGCUCGCCUUCGCCCUGUUGCCGGUGCUGGGCGUAGGCCAGUACACUAUCCAGUGGCCCGGGACGUGGUGCUUCAUUAGCACCGGGGGAGGGGGCAACGGGACUAGCUCUUCGCACAACUGGGGCAACCUCUUCUUCGCCUCCACCUUUGCCUUCCUGGGGCUCUCAGCGCUGGCCGUCACCUUCGCCUGCAACCUGGCCACCAUCAAGGCCCUGGUGUCCCGCUGCCGGGCCAAGGCCACGGCGUCACAGUCCGGCGCCCAGUGGGGUCGGAUCACCACCGAGACGGCCAUCCAACUCAUGGGGAUCAUGUGCGUGCUGUCUGUCUGCUGGUCGCCCUUACUGAUAAUGAUGUUGAAAAUGAUCUUCAAUCAGACAUCUGUUGAGCACUGCAAGACACACACUGAAAAGCUGAAAGAAUGCAACUUCUUCUUAAUAGCUGUUCGCCUGGCUUCACUGAACCAGAUCUUGGAUCCCUGGGUUUAUCUGCUGCUAAGAAAGAUCCUUCUUCGAAAGUUUUGCCAGAUCAGGCACCACACAAACAACUAUGCAUCCAGCUCCACCUCCUUACCCCACCAGUGCUCCUCAACCUUGAUGUGGAGUGACCAGUUGGAAAGCUCCUCCAAUCCUAAUUUGGGAAUUUAAACUCCAUUUAGGACUAUGGGGAUCUGAAUAACAAGACAGAAGGCUACCACACUCCAAAGCAAUCUUCUCCAAAAAUCGACAUCUGUCAAUGUUUCAAGUUUCAGCUUUGGCACUUGAGCCUCUAAGUUCAAGAUCACAAAGAGACCAGGUGUAAGGCAAUGGCAGUAGCAGAGAGACUGGAGUCUUCAAAAAUCUGAGAGAGACGAGAAUAGCUUUGAUUGGAGAUUGGAGCCGUGCUGGAGGAGAUGUGACCGAAUGACCUCUGUGUCAUCUUUGGGAAUUACUCCACACUGCCAUUAUAUCCUUGAUCAAAUGAAGUCAUUGGGAGGAUUAUAUGAGGUUCAUUAGUAUACAGUGCUUGGGGUAGUUCUUGGCUUGGCUGAAAUGGUUAAACAAAAAGACAAGUGUUAUUUCUGCCAGAAGGCUCAACGAAAAUGUCACCUCUUGAAAGGUUCCCUCACCACUGACUUCCACCCAUCUUUAUCGUCAGCCUAAUCCUUCUCUCCACUUCCUUUGCAUUACAUAUUGUAUACACCAUCAUAACAGUGUUUGUCAUAGUGUGUGUCCUCAUACUUUUCUUAUGCUUUUGUUUUCUCAGCUAUGAUGUUAGCUUGAUGGAGAGGGUGACUGUGCCUUAUUCUUGGCCCCUCAGUGCCUAACAUAGCACCUGAUACAUCAGAGACUCUAAAUAUAUGCUUGUUGAAUGAAUAAAUGAACUUAAAUUCUACUUGCUCUGCGUUUUUUAACUUACUCUAAUCUGUACCUCCACUUAGUAUUUUUACCAGUCAUGUCACUUAACAUGUAUCACUUAAACUUUAUGAUUUUGUAUGCAAAAUUAUUGAUUUUUUUGUAUCCAUAUCUUGUUUCCAAAUAGACCAUAAAAUCUUAUGGAAUAAGAAUUGUUAUCUUUUAUUCUUUGUAUGUCUCAGAGUAUUAUGUAUUAUGGUCAACUAUCAUUGUACUGUUAAGAGAAAAGCUUAAUGAAUAAAUGCACAAGUGGACUUCAGGAUCAUUGGAGAGAAGGCUCAUUAUACAUUUUUGAGGGACUAAGUAAGUGAUGAUGUCAGAAUAUAAUUACUAGUGUUUUAGAGAAAGCAGAGAGAACCCACGAACACUAGCCAGAGAGAUUUUGGAAUGCUCUCAGAAUGACGAGGGAAAGUAGGAAUCCCAAUAUCAUUUCAACACUCAAGACUGUUCAUCAAAACUUAGCUUAUGCCUGCUUAUUAAAGGGAAGAAUAGAAGGAGAUUGAUUCUAGAAUCAGAUGUGGACUCUAGUGUUUUCCAGAAACUGACAUUGGAAUAGUUAGGCAAAAUCAUGAAAGAUAUAAAGAAUUCAAUGGGAUGUCAUUAUACUGUCUAGAUGAGUUAUGACCCAAAUACAGGAAGAAUAUAACAAACAGAGAGGAGCUCCUUCAAGUUCCUAUAUACAGGAACUUAGAUAUUUGACAAAGCUCUUAUACAUGGGAAGACAUUUAAAUAUCUCACCUGGCAAACGAUGCAAAAUCCUAUCAAGGAACAACAGCCUGGAGUUGGGGGUGGUGGUGCAUUCAGGUCUCUGUUAGUGGACGAACGAUUUAGAUAUGUAUAACUUGAACUUGAAGCACACAAGUGGUAAGACCACCCCUGUUGGAGAAUGUAUUCAUUUUCUAAAUUGAUUUCUAACAAAUCACCACAAACUUAGCAAGUUAAAGUAAAACAAAUUUAUUAUCUGGCAGUUCCUAAGGGGGACUCUGGAUGUGGGUUGGCUGGAUCUUCUGCUCAGAGUUUUAUCAGACUGAAAUCAAGACUGAAAUCAAGGUGUCAUCCAGGGCUAUGACCUCCUUUCAGACUUGAAAGUCCCUUUCCAAGGCCAGCAGGAGAGUACUCUCACUGCUUCUGGCUUCUUUUAAGGCUCACCUGAUUAAAUCAGACCUGCCUGGGAAAUUCCCCCCCUUUGAUUAACUUAAAUUCAUUCCAUCUGGAAAUUUGUCACAUCUGGGAAAUUCCUUUUGCCAUGUAAUGUAACAAUUGUAAGAGUAAUAACUCCUCAUAUUCACAAAUUCUACCCACACCCAAGGGGAGGUGGUUAUAUAGGUUGUGCACACUAGGGGGCAGAAAUCUUAAAGGUCAUGUUGGAAUGCUGUCUACCACAGAGAGAACUGACUUAGGUAAAUAGAUCUCAAUGUGUCCCAACAGAUACAUUGUCCCAACAGAUAAGGGUCCAGUCAUGUCCUGUUGAUAUUUCUGGUAUUUAAGAAACCCCAGAAAAUUGAGAAGGCAUCUCCUAAAAUUACUUUAGGAAAGUAACAUCAAAAUUAAUGGGGCGAUAGCAUUGUGUCCUUAUCUUUUAAUGAUAGCAAAAUUUUGUUUUAUGAAUAAGAAAACCAAAAUAUAAAAGCAUUAAAAUAUUUGUCUUUAGGAAUCUGUGCUUAUUUUGAAGUUUAAUUAUUUGUACUGUUCAAGAAAAUUAGACCUAUUAGAAUAAGAGAUCAAUCUUACAAUUCCAAGUUAAAAUGAGUAAUUGAUUCAUUGCUUUAGACUUAACAUUUCAGAUUGAAAUUUCAUUUGAAACAUUUAAGAGAAACUGAAGUUCACCAUAUCUAAAAACUAAUUUAUUAGAUUUAUAAGAAUUAAUUAAGUUAUUGGAAAGAUUGUUAAGUCACACAAUGUACUUAAAAGGAAAUAAAAAUAUAGCAUAUUAAUAAAUGUGGCUAGAUAUUCAAAGAAUUUAAUUAAGUUGUAAAGUAUUCCUUCAAAGUAAUUAUUAAACUUGCUAAAUUGAUAAGUUUCUUAAUUCAAUUUAUAAACUAGCAUACAAGCUUAAGAAAAACAAGGGUUUCAAAUUAAUUGAAUACUAAUUUUGCACCAAAAUAAUCUUGAAUAGUUCUUUUCUAGGCACAAAAAUUGAUUUCCAUAACGUGAAAAUACACACAAGUUUCAGUUCUGCUAUGAUUUUUGUCAAGUCACUUAACUUCUCUUAGCCUCAGUUCCUCAUCUGCAAAACGAGGACGUGGGUCAUCUUGUUAACUUGCAGAGUUGCUGUAAAGAGUAAAUGAGAUAUUUUGCAUAAAGUGGUUGGCACAUGUUAAGCUCUCAAUAUUGAGAGCUUAAGGGGAAAAAAUAUGAUUUUUCUCCUAAAUAUAAGGGCAAAGGUUUUGUUUAGUCUAUCCGUACCAGGGACCUUUAAAGUUUAAUCCUCCAUAUACCUUCUUAGAUAACAAUUAGUAUGUUAUUUUACCAAUAACGUUUGGAGGAUUAAUUUUAAUGCCCAAGGCAAUACAGUUACUUGUGUGAAACCCCAGAGGCGGUUGACCACACCCUUCAAAUCUUCACCAGAAAGUCAAUGUAGGAAAGUAAUAGCAAACCAGUGUCCCAUUUCAGUUUUUAAAAUUGGAGGCACAGAGGACAAAAAGUAAGUAUCAGGCUCCAGGGACUUUAUGCAACCAGUGUUUCUGUGCCAGUAUCUGGGGCCAAAUUACUGGAACGGGAUAUAAACUCUAGGGGAAGGGGGAAGUUAGUAUUCCCUCUAGGCUAAUAGUCGCCUGGUGAAAUGUUGCCGUAUUUGUGUCAGAAGGAACAGAGGAAUGCAGUGCUGUCUGGGCAGAGUGCAAACAGAAAAUCCAGAGGAGAGUUGACACAAUCACUCUACAUGACUUAGAAUGUAUUGUAGUUGAUACGGCCAAUCCACUGUUACUGCAUUCCCAUAUUUAGGGGCUAAACAUGCUAUUUCAAGGGGGGGAAAGCAUAAAAUUAAUUAUUCUGAGCACUUAUAAAAAUCUUCAAAUAUGUCUAAUCUCUUGGGAAAAAAAGGCAACGAUUUUUGAUGUGUAGGGGAGGAAAAUUUUUUUCUUUUACCCUUCUAGGUUCCUUUGGCUGGUCUAUUAAUUAAAUUGACAUAGGAAAACUUAGCAGGAGAAAGACAAAUUUAAUUGCAUAUGGGAGUGCCAUAACAAUAUGAGACCCCCAGACAGUCAGGCAACUAAGGCUUAUUGACAUCUUGAGCUAAGAAGGGGGUAGGUGUCUGAGACUUUAAAGGGGAGAAAGACAAUUCACAGGAAAAUGGGAAGAGCAAAUGUGUGGUAAACAGAUGUUUGCCAUGCAAAGUAAAGAUAAUAGGACACAGAAAGUUUACCAUACCUGUCCCAUAUUCCUUGUAGUUUCAUCUGGUGAUUUGUUCUCUUCUGGGACCAGGCCCUCUAUCUAAAUUCUUUUAGGCAGCUAAGGGGAUGGUAAAAACUCUUCCUUGAGUCUUUUGGGACAUCAUUGACUACAGCUCAAAGAAUCUACCUGACUAUGUAGCACAUUUUGGGGAGGCUUGUUGUGAACCCCUUCAGAUGAUAACUCCAGGGGGAGAACAAACACAAAUACAGAAAGGUACAUCUGUGAGAGAGAGACAGGCAGAGAGACAGAGAGAUGGGAGGAGUAGAGGAACAGAGAGAGACAGUCUCAGAAAAAGAAAGCAGAGAGAGAACAGAUUCCAAGAGAAACUGAGAGAAGACACACAGAGAAAACAAACACAAAGAGGUGAUAUUAAAAUAGAGAGGCCUCACACUGAGAGCUGAUGAGACAAAAAGAAUCUGAAAAAUACAUAUAUAUAUAAUUUUCAAGGCCCCAAGAAAGCAGUCAGAGGACCAGGGAAGGAAAAAGAAAGAAAGGAAGAUAACACAGGGCAACAUUCAAUUUAGUCAAUAUUUAUUGAGUGCCCAUGGGGAACAUGGCAACCUCCUGGAACUUAAGUGGAAAUAAAUUCAAUUUUCUCCUGUUCUGAAGGGUGGGGAGGUUCAAGUCUAUGGAAUUGCCUUGGGGCAGAGAAGGUAUAAAUACGGACAGGUCCAUAUUGCGCUUUGCUUCUAGAUGGCUGGCCCAGCAAUUCUGUGCCUUCUGGGGUGACCUGAAACUUUCUCUUCUCCCAGUUCCACGAAGGAAAAACAAAUAUUUAAGGAGAAACAGAGAUGAAAGCAUUAUAUUGUUGGUUUUCUUUUAUACUUGUGAUAUCAGGUCUAAACAAGUGUUACUUAGUAGUAACACCAUAUUUGCUAGUUAAACAUAAAAAUCUAGAAUCUAUAUAUUUAAAAAGAGAAAUGUUAAAAAUUAUUUAAAAAGACUGAAUCAGAGGCCACUUUCAUUAGUCUCCCUCCUUACCAUGUCCUGACAUAUAUGAUAAUGUGAAGUAUUUUUUUUUAUAAAAUUUUUUUUCAAUGUUUUCAUUUAUUUUUGAGACAGAGUGAGACAGAGCACGAGCAGGGGAGGGGCAGAGAGAGAGAGAGAGACACAGAAUCUGAAGCAGGCUCCAGGCUCUGAGCUGUCAGCACAGAGCCUGAUACGAGCUCGAACUCAUGGACUGUGAGAUAAUGACCUGAGCCGAAGUCAGACGCUUAACUGACUGAGCCACCCAGGUGCCCCUGUGAAGUAUUUUUAAAGCAAAUCUCUCUUUAUUUCAAACAUCUCAGCCUAGAAAAUAUUUCUUAGGAAUAUCAGAAUACACAGACACAUAUCUGAUCGAAAUGUCUCCAAAAGACCUGCGGAGAGGGAAAUGUCUGUCACAUGACUCAUGGUAUCCAUCACACAAAAAUAAACCAGAGGUUUAAGAGAAAUACUACUAUUCCUGGAAGUGGGUUCUAUAAAAUAGACUUUCAAGGAAAAGACACAGUCAUCAAAACUCAUUAUACCUUAUCAGCAAACCCACACCAAUUCAGACUAACCCAUCUGAAAAACCUAAAAAACAAAACAAAACAAAACAAAACAAAACACAUGUGGCAGAACAAUUUAUGGGAAUAUUAGCUUACCUUUAUUCUUCCUAUAUUUUCCUACCUCACAGCUAAACAUUUGUUAUUUCUUAGCCUCUGGUAUUUUUUCACAGUGGAAAACAGAAGAUGCUUAAAGUAAAGGGCUCUUUGUGAUGUGAAGUGAGAGCUUGUUCAAGAAAUUAUGCUACUAUUACCCUGAAGAUGACAGUAGACAGGAUUUUGAGAAACUCAGGAAGAGGUCAAAGUCAAGACCCACACAUUGUUCAGUAGCAAAAAUAGCAUUCCAGGGAGGUGGCCCAUGGCAGUAGGAAUGUCUCUUCGAUAUACCACGAGAGUGGCACCCUGGACACCAGAUUCCAAACUUCCAAACUCCAAAGAUGCCCUUUGAUGCCUCAAAUGUGAGAUGGAGCAAGAGAAUGGCCAGAUCAGAAGGAUUGGAUUCUAGUCUGGAACAGUGAAGAUCACACUGGGACUCAGUAAGUAGACAAAUGACUGUAUCUCAGAUGAUGUAGUACUGACUACAACUAACUGCAGGACCACACAGCACAGCUUCAUGGUAUGGUGUGUUCCAGUAGUGACUCGAAUUGAAUUUUCUUUUUUUUUUUUUAAUUUUUUUUAACGUUUAUUUAUUUUUGAGACAGAGAGAGACAGAGCAUGAAUGGGGGAGGGGCAGAGAGAGGGAGACACAGAAUCCGAAACAGGCUCCAGGCUCUGAUCUGUCAGCACAGAGCCCGAUGCAGGGCUCGAACUCAAGGACCGCGAGAUCAUGACCUGAGCCAAAGCCGGCCGUUCAACCCACUGAGCCACCCAGGCGCCCCUGAAUUUUCUACCACCCUGGCAAAACAAGCUUAGAGAACAAUUUGGGUUAAUUUUAUAAAAAUAAACAAAUGAGGUAUUUUAUAUGUAUCUGUAUUUGUGAUCUGGGUGUCAUACCUGCCAUGCAAACUUUGGCAUCACAUAGAACUAGGGCUGGGUAACCCUUGGGCACUUUACUCAAUUUCUCGAAGUCUCAGUUUUCUCCAUCUGUAAAAUGGAGAUAAAAGUAGAACUUAAUUUAUAAAUUACUAUAAGCAGUGAAGAUUAAGUGCACAUAAGGUUCGGUGCCUGGAACAUAAUAAGUAUUCAAUAAUGGUUGCUAUUUUUAUUCAGUUUGAAAAAUGAGUCCAUCAGAAGUGAGACACAAAGCUUUCAGCCAUUGUACAAACACAACUAUUGCAAAGAGGGAAGCACCAUCGGUUAGGCACACUGUUCACAAGAUGAAAACAAGUUAUUAAUAGUUCUUCAAGAGAAAUACACUAUCCCUUGCUGGAAAAACAAUAUGAACACAUGGCCAAGAAAAACAACCAUUCCUCACAACUUUACCAACAUGAGGCCAUACCCACUCAUAGCAGCAUGUCCAAUAAACUUCAAACCCAUGGAAAAGAACAAUCGAAGCAAUUCAAAAUACUUAAUAUGGCAAUGGCUUUUCAAAAGUCAACUGCUACCCUUCUCCUCUUCAUUUUUUCCCCUCCCUUCCUCCAACACAACCACAUCAGAGGCUACAGAUAUUUAUAAUUCUCUGAGUGACUAACUGUGACAAACUUUUAGCAAGAAGGCUAUGGAACUUGAUAGAAGUAUCUUAAUAUGACAGGUAUACUUCUCCAAUGGAACAUUGGGAGUAGAGAGCAUAUUUAACUUUUGAUAAACUAAAAUAGCACCUUAAAAAUUGAAUGACUCCACACAGGGACUUAAGAGUAGAGCCAGUUUCAGGUCAGAUAAGGCUCCAGCUACUAGGUAAUCAGGUGUACGUUUAUGUUAGAAAUCUUAGCUUGACCUCACUGUCUAUUCAUUUUUGCAUGCCUCUAUCCUGCCCAGAUCAUUUGGAACUAAUCACUCAUCUCCGGUCUGUGACUUAAUGGGCCCUGGUGGAAAAACCAUUACUUCACAGUUCAAAAAAUAUUUCUUGAGCUUUUGUAGGAUGAGGGAGGAUCAGGACCAGUGGCAGACAUACGAUUGCAAAGGCAGGUUGGGCAACUGCACAGGGCUUUGAACAAUAUGCUAAAAAGAGGUGAUGUGAAUAGAGUUGUUCCUUAGACAUACCUGAUGAGGUAAGGAGAACACAUGUAUGUGAGAGAGCAUGGAGGAUGAAAAGGUAACUAGAAAUCCAAUAAGCUAUUCAGAACAGAGACACUGAGGCAGAAAUAAGCGCAACCACCUUCGUCCUGUUGCCAGGGUGAAAUAAAAAAGUCCAAGUUUGAGUUCUGGUGCCUUCACAAAGGGCCCUGUCUUGGAGUCUCAGCCUAUGGGAACACCUUAAGUACUGCCAGUCUGAUUGAGCUGCUAGUGCCCUCUAGUGGUGGCCCACAUGAUGGCCAUAAGCUUGUGAACCAUCCAAUUCCUGACCCAUUUCCCAAGUACCCACCACCACGUGCUGGCUUCUGUGAUAGCCGCUAGAGCCACAGAUCUUCAAGACAUUGGUUUUCCACUGAAGAAGCUCAAAGUUUACGAUGUGAGACACAGAGAUGAACACAUCAGAAUCAUAGUCAGGGCAAAAAAAAAAAAUGUGGAAUCACAAACUGCAUAAAACAGAGUUCCUACAGAAGAGAGAUGAUUAACUUUUGGGUCUGGGGGCUUUGAUGGUGGUUUGAUGUCUGGGUUGGCAGUGACAAAGGCCUCCUGGAAGAUGUGAUUGGGCUCUGAAAGAUUAGUAGGACUUCAUUAGGCAAUCAAUAUGAGAUGAGUUUUCUAGGAACAGAGAUCAACAGGGGUUACUUGGAGAAUUGCGAGUAAUUGUAAUUAGGAACAUCGAAUGGGAAUACAGUUAGAUAGAUUUUCUACUGGCCCAUUCUGAGGGAAACUAAAUGGUACUCAGUGUUUCCCAAACUGUUCCAUUCAACAAACAUUUAUUAAGCAUCUUCUGUAGGCAAUGGAUUCAAUAUUAUUUUAGUCCUCAGGAUGCUUACAGUCAAGCAUUAAGACAAAUUUAGACAGAAAUAUGAAGGGAUAGUUUCUAUAAAGAGCAAAUUAUACACAAGUAGCAGUUGGUAGCAAAGAACAGAAGGAUUUAUAUUGAAAGAGGCAAUCAAGGAAGCCUUUCCAAAGUAGGAAACACGACGUGAGCAUGAAAUGAAAGAACACACAAGCAGGAAUUUGCCAGAUGGUAGUCCAUGGGGAGGUUGUUUCUGGAAUGUGUGAUGCACUGGCUGAAUGUCUUCCUGCCUCUCUGGUCAUGUUUACUUUACUUCCCUGGCUCCCCUUCUUCUCACCCUGCUGUGACCAAUCCCUCAAGGUUCUGUGCUCAGCACUCAGCUCUUUGCUUUGUUCUUUCUCAAUGACUUUAUUCUCACCCAUGGCGUCCACUGUGAACUUCAAACAUUUUAUUUAAUGGAGACCCCACAUUACUGAGUGCAUUCCUUUUUACCUAGAAAGUCAUACUAUCCCUAAUGACAUGAGCUGCAAAUGGAAUCCACCAUCUUGAAUGUCUGAGAUCCUCUCCCUUGGUUGGUUGUCCCAUCCACUCUUUAGUUGUCUGGUGUAAGUCAAGAACCUUGAAAAGACCUUACUUUUUUCUUUUCUCUCCCCAACAUCCAGUGCCUUUCCAAGCUCUGCAGAAUUCAUACAUCCUUUUCUUUUUGUGUCCACUAUUACUGCCUUAUAUUAGUCCCAUAAUCUCUUACCUGGCUGAUUGCAGUGGUCUCCUAAUCGGUCUUUCUGCUUCUAGCUUACCCCUCAGUUUAUCUGCUUCACGAUAUUUCUAAUAAGCAAGUCUGAUCUUGUAUUAUAUACCAUCCACUCCUCCUGCUUACAAUGCUUCCGUGUUUCCUACAGCCUUCAGAGUCAGGUCUCAGCUCCUUAGGGUGAUAGACAAACCUCUCCUUCUAACCUCUUUAGCACCAUUUGCUGUCCUCUGCUUCAAGGAAUUUUCCAGGAAUUCCAAAUUUAUUGUAGGCCCUCCUAAACAUCACGUUAUUUCAUAUUUUCCUGCCUUGAAAAGCUGUCAUCUAGAGUGGUCUCCCCAUCAUGUUUCCCACAUGGAAAACUCCAAUUUAAUCCCCCCAAACUCAGUUUCACGUCACUUCCCCUCAUUGAGCCUUUCCUGGACCCUCCCUUUUUGAUAGAUAACCACUUUCUUCUUUGGGCUACUUACUGGACCAUGUGUGUACGUAUAUUAUGAUGUCGUUUUGUGACCAUCUGUUUACCUGUCUGUGUUCCUUGCUUCAGGCUGAAGGAGCAAUACAGCAGGGUAAUUAAGAAACUGGAACUGAAUCCUAGCUCUGCCACUUAUCAGAGUGAAUUUACUCUUGUGAAGUUGUUUUCAGGUUAAUGUGCCUCAAGUGCUUUGAACAGUGUCUGCCAUAGAGUAAGUGUUAUGCAAAAGUUUGCUUUAAUUUUUUUUUAAUUUUUAAUUUUUAUUUUUUUCAAGUGGCUGGCUGCCCAGUGUGGAGCCCAACAUGGGGCUUGAACUCACAACCCUGAGGUCAAGACCUGAGUUGAGAUAAAGAUUGGACACAUAAGCCACUCAGACAUCUGAGCCACCCAGACACCCCUGUUCUGAUUUUUGCCCAUGAAACUAUGUCUUAUUCAUCUCCAUUUUCCUAAAGUCUAACACAGUAUAUGGGACAAAUGUUUGUUGAGAGAAGGAAUGAAAAUCUUUGGUUCUUUCCUUUUCCUUGCUCAAUUAUCUAAUGAAUCCCUAAGUCCUGCUGGGUUUUCCUUUAUAAUGUCUUCUGCAUUUAAUUUUCUUUCUGUAGUUACUAUCAACAUUCUUUCAUUUAUUCAACAGAAAGUUAUCAGUAAUCAACAGUUUAAAAGGCACCACUCUGCUGAGAAUACUGCUUUGAACAAGACAAAGUCCCUCUGCUAUGGAGUCCCUCUGCUUACAUUCUAGCAGAUGGUACAGACGCUAAAUAAUAGUACAUUAAUUAUUUGAUUGUAAGUGUGAUAUGUAUCUUAACCUAGUGUUGAAGGUCAGAAAGUUUCCCUCAGAGAGGAAAUUUCACUGAUAUAUGAAAACCUAGGAGUAAAUAGCUUAAGCAUAAGGUGGUAGCAGCUGUGGUAGAGAGCAUCCAGGCAAAAGAAACAUCCUGUGGAAAUCCCUGAGUCAGGAAGAAAUUUGACACACAUAGAUUUUGAGUUCCUUGUCUGGAUUAUUACUACAAAUGCUACCUCCUGAUCUCUGUACAAGAUGACCUUCCAUACAGUUCUAGAAUUACACUUUCUAUCAUGUUGAUUCCCUGCUCAGAAAACUUCCAUGAUUCUCUGUUGCCUCCUGAAUGACAUAUUAAUUCCCCAGUUGUUUCUCAUGACCCAGUGCAAUAUGGGCUCUAGUAAUGGUCCAGUUUUUUCUCUCAUAAGUCAUCUACAUUUAUAUUCAGCAAUAACCAUCAUGAACUAUUUGAUAAUCCUGCACAUUCCUUAUUUUUUGUUACUUUCCCACAUUUAUCCAUGUUGUUAUAGUCACUAAAAUGCCUUUCUUUUCUAUUCCUAUCCAUGCUUUUAUUUCUACAAAACAAUAUUUACUUGUUCUUUGUGUGACAUGCUUUGGUAUUUUCUAUUCUAGUCUAUUUUAUUCUAUUUCAGUUUUUAAAACAAUCAAGUAGUAACUUACCAAAGUGAUUUCACAACCCACUAAUGGAUCUUAACCCACAGUUGAAAACUGCCCUAAAUAGACUUUAAGAUUUUUCCAUGAUUCUUGAAUGAGGUUGGCUUUAGUAGAUUCUAAGUUUUCUUCCAGCAGUAGAAUCCUCUAACUCAGUUACAUCUUGAAUUUUGGGCACCUGUAUUCUCUCAAGAUGGCAUGGUAAAAUUCUGCAUGAACACAUGAUGAAUGGGGGAGCUAAUCAUACAGAGCCAAGGAACCCUGAAGAUACUUGGCAGUGCAUCUUAAUUUGUAGGACAUGUCACACUUUGCUUUUCCAAUACUGGCAAUGUUCUGAACUGAAAUUGCUAAUUGUAUUGAGCUGUUCCAAAUCAUAUACUGGGCAAAGAUGAACAUGGAGGAGAAUUUCCAGUUGUAACUGAGAAAACAAACAAACAAACAAAAGCCACCAUUAGCAAGUAAAUCCAUGGCAAUUAGAUGCAACUGUAGUUCAUAUUAUGUACUAAAUAUACUUUUGUGGAUAGACUGCUCUAUAACUGCCCAAGGGGAAUACUUGAAGCUUUUGUAAUAACCACUCCUCAAAGAAUCUGUUUUUCUUUUUUUUUUUAAUUUUUUUUAACGUUUAUUUAUUUUUGAGACAGAGACAGAGCAUGAACAGGGGAGGGGCAGAGAGAGGGAGACAUAGAAUCUGAAACAGGCUCCAGACUCUGAGCUGUCAGCCCAGAGCCUGACGCGGGGCUCGAACUCACGGACCGUGAGAUCAUGACCUGAGCCGAAGUCGGACGCCCAACCGACCGAGCCACCCAGGGGCCCCAUAUUUGAAAAAUCUGUUUUUCAAAAUCAUUUUUAUAUCAUGUUAACUUUCAGUAGACAAUUUCAGUUUUUCAGUAUCUCUUCUAUUUUAGAUUUUGCAAUGUCAACACCUGGAUCAACCUGUCAUCUUGUUAAUGUUCUUCAAAUCUUUGUCUCCAGCCCAGAGUACAUUUGUGUUUCAUUUUUUCUGUAUAUCCUACUGCCAACUGGAUGUGGCUAUAAUAAUGACCCCCAAACACCCCAAACUCAUCAAUCUAAAAUUGAAUUCAUUAUCAUCACCCUAAAUCACACCCCUCCAUCCCCCGCAUCUUACUUUGAUUAGAGAAUGACAAACCAUCUUUCCACUUAAGCGAGAGAUCAGUGGCAUCAGGCUUGACUUCUUCUUCAACUAACUUGCCAUAAUUCUUCCUGAUGUUGCACCCUAUAUGCUUCUUAAAUCUAUCUACUUCUCUCCAACCUUCCUGCCUCUACUGAUGUUCAAGUCUCCCAAAUGGUCCUCCUGCCAUCUUUCCUAACAUAUUUCACAAAGUGGCCAUUGUCACAUGUCAUUCUCUAGCUGGAAACCAUUCAGUUAACUAUUAUUCCAUUUAGGAAAGAUUCUAAUGGAAAGUACCUAAAAUUGCUUGCAAAGCCCCCUGAACUGUCCUCUACCAACUGUUCUUGUCUUGUUUUCAUUCUCCUUUUCUCUUCCUUCUCUAUAUCUCUCUGUCCAUUCUUAUUCUACCCACCAAUUACUUUUAAAAAGUUCUUUAUGUUUCAGAUACUUUUUUGGGGGGGGGUCUGCAACACUCCUUUUUUACUAGAGAGCUAUUAUUACUCUUCCCUCAAGGCACAUCUUAGAUAUCCCAUAGAAAACAUUCCUGGAGUUUUCUAAGUCCAGGCUUUGGGGUCCUCCUGUCCUCCCUUAGUUCCCUAUUGCUCACCAUUAUGCUAUAUUGAAAUAACCUGUUCACUUCAGUCCAAUAUUGUGAUCACAGAAAUUAUUCAACAUCAUAUCUCUAUUGCCUAGUACAUAACAGGUGUAUGAUUAAUAUUUCUAGAAUGAACAAAUAUCUUCUGAUUUACUCUCUGUCAAGUGGUAAAGAGACUCUCCUUUGGGAGGGCCCUAUGGUGUCAGCCAUGCAGGUAACUUGGGAGAUAAGUUUAUGCAACCCUGGGAUAAAGUAUUGGAAAACUAUUUUGAUUGUAAAUGAUGACUUAAGUCAUGACUUAGGUCAUGAUCUUUAAACAGUAUCAGUAGCAUACCUUACUUAAAGAAAUGUCCAUAUAUUUUAUGUGUCUAACUUUACAAACUCAGGAAUGGGUAAAAAGGGGAGGGUUAUUUUUGGCUCCAUAAAAUCCCAGUAUUUCAGGUAAUCUCUUUUCUCUUUCAAAAAAAUUUUUUUAAUUAUUUAUUUUUUUU